Messenger RNA from Pelecanus crispus (Dalmatian pelican), 2760 nucleotides. NCBI's taxonomy places the organism in Eukaryota, Metazoa, Chordata, Aves, Pelecaniformes, Pelecanidae. The record is from RefSeq and is a predicted model, not a curated record.
AUGUUUGAUAAGCCAAACAGCAGCGCCUUUCAUGCCAUUGUCCUCUUCUUAUUUACUAAGCUGGAUCCAUCCCGCACAGCACGAGUUUUCGGACGCUAUUCCUUUGCACUAGGAAGCUGCACAGAUCCUGGAUUUAGGAAGCAGUGCUCUAUAUGGCUAAAAGAUAUUGCAAAGGAAAACAAAGUCUAUAUUCCACGAUUUGCACCUUCUUCAUUUAUUUCUCCUGUUGGUCCUAAAAUUAUUCACCUAUUGUAUUGGUUUACAAGAUACGUAGCGGUUGAAGACAUGAAAAAAAACUCCACAGGUACUGAUAUACCUUUUGCUGAAGCUGUAAAGUUGAGACCUAAGGAUAGAUACAUGGCAGAUGCAAGACGUAGAGUUGCAUACAAUAAACUUCUGCAAAUUUUUCAAAAGCAAGAUUUUGUUACUCAAGAAUAUGAGAAAAAAGCACAGCUUUUAAGUAAAGAAAUACAACAGAUAAAGUCUGAAUAUGCAGUCCUUCAGACACAGUCUUGUCAGAUGAAACAAAAUGACCGAAACAAAAAUGACAGAACUGAGAGAAUUCAAAAGGUCCGCAGUAUGUGGACAGUUAUAAUGGAAAUGCUUACAUCUCUGAAAAAGGAAAAGGAAAUUGUGGAUUCUGUACUUGAUGCACUUGAAGGUUGUGUUGGUCAGUGCAUUUUAGAUGGAACUAAUGUUAUUGUCAGUGUUCCACCACUGUUGGUUCACAGAGUUGAACGUGACAUACACCAAAUUUGUACAGGAGAUGUAUAUGAAGCUGAAAAACUGAAUUUCUUAACAGUCAUUCAGUUAUUAAAUGAAGCCCUGAGGACACUGAGGGAUGAACGUUGUCAGUCUGAAUUACAAGUACAACUUCAGGUCAUUGAGAAUAAGAUUACGCUUCACAGUAAAGCACUGCAGAAUUUGGAAGCAAAGAGGCUAAAAAUAGAGCAACAGGAUUGUGUGUCAGUGAGUGGAUCUCUUUCUAGCAAUCAGGAAGGCUGGGAAGUGAAGUGGAAAAGCUGUCUUGGCCACUGUCCUUUUAAUUUCAUCUUAGGUCAGGAUCCAAAAUUUGAUCUGCUAAGAGCUUUGCCACCCCAUACUUUUAAUCUUGCAGAAGAAGAUGAUGAUGACAAUAGUGUCUUUUGUCAACGUCUACUAUCAGUUUCAGAUGUUUCUGACUCCGUUCAUGAAGUACGUUAUGAGAAAGAUGGUGGGGCACUGGAAACUACAAUGGAUAAGUUGUCACCACCACCAGGAUGUUUUGUUUUGUUUUUUUUCUCUUUAUCCUCCCCGCCCCCGCCAAGGUUCUCUUCAGUGCCUUUGGAGUGGUCAAAAGCAUCUGACAACAGAGACAUGUUAAUUGAAAAGAACUUGCAUAUUGAAACUCACAAGGGGAAAAAAAAGCCUGUGCCUCCAAAGAUCUUAAAAAAUGGAAAGGAUGAGUCUGCCAUUUCAGAAGUGUGGGAGAAUGCAGGUGAUCAUGUUAUCCAGGCAGAGUCUCCUGUCAAAAAAGAAGACCCUCUUAAGAAAGCCAGUGAUGAACUGGCAGAAGAGGUUGCAAGAACAGUGGUAUCUGAGUCACCUCAGAGUGGUGAAGAAAAAGGAAUGGCAUUAGAAGAUCUCCUUAGCUCACUGGCUUUAAACCCAUUUGUAACAAGGAAACAAAUUCCCCGAACUCCAGAAAAUCUGCUUACUGAAAUUAGAAGCUCAUGGAGAAAAGCUAUUAAGACUGAGGUCUCAUCAGACAUAGAGCUGGCCCCAACUGAACUAAUGAUAGAAGAAGCUCCAAAGGAUGCUACACCUAUAAUGCAGAAGGUGGCAGACUGUAUGUGCUCUACCCUUGCAUCUCCUGUACCUGAUGCUGAUCCUCCCUUGUCAGAAAGUAAGUCCCAAUUAAGUUCUACAGAGUUUAGACCUCAAGAGCAGAUGAGGAUAAGUCGUGUUGUUGAAUCUCCAAUUUUGGAAACACCUGGAAUGCAGGAAAGUGAGACAACUGAAGAACAGGAAUUAAAAUGUGUUGUUUUGAAUGGAAGUUCUGUAGAAGAUACAGAGGAACAGACUUCUCAAUGUGUAAAGAAGAGCAUAAAUACUCCAGAUGUUUGUUCAGAAAAUAAUAGUAGAACAAAAGUUCUAUCUUCAGACCACUUUCAGGGUUCCUUAAUGGAGGGGAAGCUGCACUGGAAUGUAUCUCCAUUGUUAAGUUCUAUCCAUUGUGAAGCUGCCUGCUUGACGAUAGUGGAUGAGACACUUCCAGAAGAAAUUGAUAACAUAGAUUCCAACAAAUCUGCAAGGUCAGAGUCUGAUUUUGAUAUAAUGGACAGCAUGUAUGUAACAAGUAGUUCAAAAAAUGAGGGGGAUAUUAAAAAAUCAAAGCUAGAUCUACAGUCCCUGUUCAACACAUAUAAAGCACUGGAAAAGGCUGUAUCUGGAAGUGAAGAGGAGCUGCAUCAAACACAUAAUGGAGGUGAAUCUGUAAGUUGUAGAUCAGACCAAAGUAUUGCACCAGAAAAAAGAGAGAGAGAUGAAUUGUGCAGUCCUCUAGAACUCUUCUGCUUGGAUGAAGAAUUUACCAAGACACCAUCGCCAAUAUCUCUUAAUGAAAGAAAAUAUUCCCUGUCAUCUUUGCUGUUAUCUAGUCAACGUCUGGAGGAAAUGGCAUCAAUGGUACACGAAAUCCCAUUAGACUUACUACGUAAAUUGAAGGAUGAAGAGCAAUUAAAUGAGAAGCCGGGCACAAAGGAACCAUCAUCAGGAUAG